Coffea eugenioides is the source of this 411-nucleotide messenger RNA. RefSeq names its product rRNA 2'-O-methyltransferase fibrillarin-like. The transcript has a single exon. Lineage: Eukaryota; Viridiplantae; Streptophyta; Magnoliopsida; Gentianales; Rubiaceae. The record is from RefSeq and is a predicted model, not a curated record. The annotation marks the transcript as partial.
AUGGCAUCCUGUAGCGGAACAGGGAACUGGGGAGGUAAAGGGUGGGCGGGGUCAGAGGGGGGAGAGGGAAGGGGCAGCAUGGGGUGGCAGGGGGGUGAAAGAACGGUGAGCAGAGGCAAUGCUGCACGCUUGGGGGUGGCGAGGGAGGGGAAGGGCAGAAGAGGGGUGCGGGAGGGGAAGGCGGGGCAAAGGGAAGGGGCAAAGGGUGGCGGAGGGAAGGCGGGGCAAAGGGGGAAGGGGCAGAGGGGCGGAGGGGGCAGAGGUGCUGAGGGGAGGGGGAAGGGCAGAGGGGGGUGGUGGGGGGGAGGGGGAGGCGGGGCACAGAAGCGGGCGGCGGGGGAAGGGGCAGGAGAAGAGGGAAAGGGAGAAGAGGGGUGGCGGUUGCUGGCAGUCGCUGCUGGGGUGGCGGAG